Messenger RNA from Hippocampus comes (tiger tail seahorse), 395 nucleotides. RefSeq names its product antithrombin-III-like. The transcript has 3 exons. The record is from RefSeq and is a predicted model, not a curated record. Lineage: Eukaryota; Metazoa; Chordata; Actinopteri; Syngnathiformes; Syngnathidae. Gene Ontology annotation, molecular function: serine-type endopeptidase inhibitor activity. The annotation marks the transcript as partial.
UCCACGAGGAGGACGCGUACGUGGCCCCCUUCCACGUGGACGCGCGGCGCCACUGUUCCGUGCAGAUGAUGUUCCAGGAAAACACCUUCCGUUACGCCCGCCUGCCGGCGUACGGCCUCCGGCUGUUGGAGAUGGAUUACCGCGGCCGGGACUUCAGCCUGACGGUGCUGCUGCCGGACAGGGGCCGCUCCCUGGCGCAGGUGGAGGCGGAGCUCGAUCUUGCCACGCUCAGCGUGUGGCUGGAGCAGAUGGUGGAGACGCGCGUGUCGGUGCACCUUCCGCGAUUUCGGCUGGAGGACAGCGUCCGCCUCAAGGAGGCGCUCACCGCGCUCGGACUGCGCGACAUCUUCAGCCCGCAGAACGCCAGCCUGCCAGGGCUCCUGGACGGCGGCGGC